UAGAAGAAAGUGCUGAUGCACUACACAUGCUCAGUGUGCUCUCUGCUGUCUCAUGCAGCUGCCGGCUGCAGUCUGUUCUGCUCGUGGCUCGCUAUCAUGCUGCCUUGCCCCUCCACACCAGCUAUCACGGAAGAACUGGUGGAGGAAGAACAGAAUAAACAGGGAAAAUGAAGGUGGAGUGUAAGCGACUUGCUCGUGAACGAGAUGAGGCUGAGAGGCAGCUGAAACAGAUCAAGCGAGUUUCACAGAUGGUUAUAGAAGAAGUUAACGCUCUGCACACACAACUAGAGAUUGAAAAAUCGUGUCGAGAGAAUGCAGAAGUCUUAGCCACCAAGCUUAGUCAUGAAAACAAGAAGCUGAAGUACCUGAGCCUAACAUCACGGGUGUGCCUUGAUGACCUUUUGCCCAGUAUUUCAGAUUGUGGUGCUGCAGAGGAGGAGCCACAGGACACCAGCCCUGACCCCUACAUUCAGUAUCAGCAGCAGGUCAAAGAUCUGCAGGAGACUGUAACACAGCUGCUGGAGGAAAAGAAACAGCUUGCUGGUCAAGUACAGGAACUGCAGAGCAAUAUUGAGGAACUAACCACCAGACUGGAGAAAGAACAAGCUGAGAUGGAAGAGCUACAGAAUGUGCUGGAUAAACAAACAAAAACAAUCAAAAGUUUCAACAGGGUGUCCACUUUGGCUACCCAGGAGUAUGAGGAGCUUAGGCAACAGCUGGAUCUGGAACAGAGCCUGAGGCAGGAGGCGGAAUCCUUUGCUCAUGAGAUGCUGAUUAAGCAGAAGGAGGUGAAUCGGCAGAGCGCAAUCCUACUGCAGCAGGUAGAUCCCAGCAUGCAGCUGCUCAAAGCACUGGAGGAGGUGGCCACCAUCACCAAGACCUUGGAGGAGGAGCGGCUUCAGCAUCAAUUAAAGAUUCAAGAGCUGGAAUCCCAUCUAAAUGACUCAGCGCUGCAGAAGGAACUGGGUAUGCUGCAGAAACAGCUGGAGAUGGUUGAGGAGGAGAGACGGGAGACAGAACAACGAGCACAAGAUAUGGAACGGAGGAACCAUGAGCUGGAGGACGAAGUGAAAGAAUUAAAGGAGAAAUUGAAGUUCCAAGUGACUGAAUCAGCUCCAGCCACGGCCUCUCCUCCACCUCCCCCACCAACCCCACCCCCACCUCCUCCUCCCCCACCUCCUCCUCCCCCACCCCCUCCUCUUCCAGCCACACGUUGCAACCCAAUAAGUUCCCUCAUUGCUAUUGUGCGGCGAUCAUCCAAGAACUCCAAGACACAGCCAAAACCUGAACCUAGCAACAACCAGACAGGUAUUGAUGAUGUGAAAGUGAAAGCAGUGAAUGAAAUGAUGGAAAGGAUAAGGCAUGGUGUCAUGCUACGACCUGUGACGCAUGUCUCAAAGAGGAAGGUUAGCCACAAGCCGCCACCAGUGGAUGAGAAGACACAGGAGAGCGCCAUGGAUGAGCUGAAGGGGAUCUUGGACUCAAUGAAGAAGAGCCCAAGUCGAGGGUUUCCAGAUGCAGGUCACAACAAGACAGAGAAUGAGCUGGAGGUUGUUCUGAGGCGGAGACGGAAGCAAGCUUCGGAUUACAGUCCAAGAGACGGAAAUGACACAGAUGCCAGUGAUUCUGCCUCUUCCAAAUCCCUCAGCCUGAAGGACAGCGAUGAAAGAAAAAGUGAUAACCUGGAGCCCAGCCCUGUGCUCCAGGCUCCAGCAACUGAAGACCAGGAAAGCAGCACCUCUGGAAGCUCUGAAGAAAUGAAGCAGAAAUGGUUAACUAAACAAGAAAACAUUCAACCCCAGGGUAUUCUUAUAACCAUAAACAGCCAGUCAGAAUCACCUGACCAAAGAACCACUCCCGCUCAGGGCCAGAACAAAUCCGAAAGUCAAAGCACAGUUCAGGAAAGCAUUGAUGCAGAUUGUUAAUGGCAGCAAGGAGGUGUUGUUGUCAAGGAGCUUGCAGUUAUUGUUGAAAAUGAUAACCUGUCCAUCUCACCAGAACGCCUUUAGCACUGAUGUGCAGGUUCAAAUGAAAUGGCUGACAUGCAUGACCUGGUGAGGUAGCUUCCUGAGAACAUUCAGGCUUAGUCACAAGUUCAGCAGGAGGGUAGUUAUAAAGUCAAUUAAAUAUAAUUCCUCUUCUCUCCACAAUGAUGUUUAUUUUCUUUACAGUAAGUGGGUAGAAAGUCAAAGGCUGGAAGGUGCAGAAAAGGAAUUUCUAAGAUACAUUCCUAAUGCCUUCUAUGGCUGAUUGCAGAUACACUUGACAUCACUGCCUCUGUUGAGAGAAGUUUUAUAGAUGUUUUAAAAUUCAAAUAUAAAGUCCACAGUAAACACAUCUGGCUGUUGCCUUGAGAGCCUCAUUUUAUUUUUCAUUUUAUUAGUUUAAUCACCUCCUCAAAAAGAUUUAGGCAUCAACAUUAGUCACAACUAAUUACAAAUUCAACCAAGACCACCAUUAGGAAUUCAUUCAAAUGUAAUCCUCAGAAUCCCUGGGGAUUAAUUAUGCCAAUUUCCAUCUCUUCCUGUUGCCUUUUAACCAUAACCAAGAGCUGAUCGAGGACAGGGUUUUUAUAAUACAAAAGGUGUAUAACUUGUGGUCUCCUGAAUUCUGCUGAGCUAAGCCAAACAGGAGCUCCCUCUCCCUUCCUUGAAUGUAUAGUCCAGCAUUACAGAACCAUCCUUUCAUUACUGGCCAAAAACAACAGCCAUAUCAUUCCAAAUGCACACUGUUAGGCAGGGUAGUAUCUAGAAUUGAUAAUCAAUCAAAUAAUAUUAGUUGAAUUCCCCCGUUAUAUCAUUCCUGUAAAACUUGAUCCUCCGGAUCGUAGCACUGAACCAAAAUCGAGUACUUGCUGUGUACAUUCUGUUGUAAGUCUCUCAUGCACAUGGAAGAGGAGUGCCAUGAAGGAGACGCACUGUUCUCUCGUACCUCAGCUCAGUGCUGCUUCGUAAUGACUUCUCAGCAAAAUACACAUGGUUGCUGUUGCACAUCUUAUGGUACCAUGAUAGCACAUCUAGUUUCUCCGUAGAUUUAAUGUGACAACUUAAUGUGAUUUUGAUGAGCACAACUUCAUGAAAGUGGGAAGAACAAAGAAACAGGGCAGCUGGAGCAAAUAGAAAUUGAACUGGGUCUUACUUCAGGUGUCUGGGUUGUUCAAGUCACAGGCCAUUCCCUAGUUGAGAGGCAUAAUAACAAUCAACGAAAGAAAAUCUCCAUUAGUUGUAGCUUUAUGACCUGUGACUGAUGCUAGAAUGGUAAAGGCUGCUGCUAUACUAGAGUUACACCUAUAUUCAAGCCAGAAAGAAUAAAUGCAUAUCUUCACACUGAUCAAACCCACCAGGGAAUGUAAGGUAACAUGGUUUGAGGCUACAUACUGAUGCAGAGACAGAUUUUCAACCAGCUGCCUGGCGGCUAAGAGGAAUUACAGAAACUGGCCAAUUUCCAACAGUGUCGAAAAUCUGUUCCAGUUCUGCAGUAAUAAGGAUAUUGCAUGUGAAAGUAUUUUUAAAAAAGUAAGUUGCUUAACUAAGUAUGUUUAACAGGAAAUGUUGCACGGAAGCACAAUUCUAGUUACUCCACUUUAUGGUAACAAGCUUAAUUGAAAAGUUACAACUGGAAAAGUUUAAUUCUACAAGCAAAACAAAGGAGAUAAACUGGUCGCUGAAACAAUGUGCUGGCUCACAGCAAGUCUGAUGUGAAGGCAAGCGGUCAAAGCAACAUCAUAAUUAUCUAAUCAAUUUAUAAUGGGGUUAUGGUUGAUGUUAGGAGGUCACUGCACAUCUCAUCUUGACAACAGGUCAUGCAGGUUUGUUGAACAAUUAUAACAUUCCAUACAUACUUCCUGCUUCUCAAGUCCCUGGUCACCAAUGUCAUUACUGAGCUGCCCAUGUACUUACAUGCCUUUUGACUUUCCCUCCCUUCCUGCGGAUGAGCUAUAAAUUCAUUCACACAACUUCAAAAGUAAUCAAUGCCGUGGUGUCAAGUUUGGGCAAGCAGAGACCAGAGCAAUUUUGUGCACAUUUCUUGGUGCCUUAGCACCUGUUGGGAAAAAAUAUCCUGUCGAUUUUAGACAGAUAGUCAUUCCCCUUACACUUUUAACCAGUAUGAAACUACCCCAAGUGAUGCCAAGAUUAGUGCAGUUCACAAAAUUUGUCCACUGUGAGAUUUUCAGCCUCUCUAGUCUGAAGAAAACAGUUCUUCUCACAGAACAACCAGUUUUUACUCACACAUUUCUCCUGAAACUGUGCUAUUUAAAGAGCCACCGCUCAAACUACAUCCCUUGCCCUCACUGAGAUCUCUGCCCUCUUGCAACUUCAAAUGUAGCCCCACACAAGACCCUCUCGUGGUCACUCUCAGUUUCUUCGUCUCAGGACUACUCCAGGCAGCUGCUGCUGCAAUUGCUCUCUGCCAUACCCCAUGGUUUGCUGCUCAUUGCUGUGUUAGGGAGGUCACGCAAACUCCAUAUUUAAGGAUAGGAGACUACAUCCACUUUUCCCUCAGCCCAUAGGAGCAAGUACAGGCAUUUGACUACAAUGGAGGCUUUGCCAAAGUUCAUAUAUCCUUACAGAGGCCUGGCUGGGCUGGAGCCCUGGAGGUUUUCUGUGACUUCGUGCACAGAGAACAUGCCUCCUUGAACAUUGUUCUGACCCCCUGAGCACAAUUUCUCACUACCAAACCCCUCCCACCCCUACCCAUUAUAGCAGCAUUAUUUCAUUCUGUGGCCGCACCUUACAAUGAAUUGUAGAGCGUUACUUGCACUGUGCUUUGUUCCGUUAAAGGCUGACUACUGAGAUCACAAUUGAGCUAUGUGUUGAGAACUUCCAAUACAUUGAUAGGAAAAGGCGGACUGAAACUGGCUAUGCCAGGUUGUGGAAACCCAACAAUGCUGUUCUGGGAAUCCACACAGUUGAAGCUCUAGCUGUUUAUAUGAAUUUCUCAAACAACAUUAGGGUGAACCACAACACUGUUUUAACACCAAAAAACAAAGCAGACCAUUUUUAGGAACUGGAGUCAGGCAUCACCACAGGGUACUCGCACACCAAAUAAUAUCACACCAAGGAAAGGUAUUCUUUUGGAAAUAUGAUAAUUAAGGAUUUUUUCUAGAAUUAAUAUCACAUGGAAUAUAUUUUUCAGGCAAUCUCUCAUGGAAUACAGAUUUCCUAACUGUGAAAUGUCAAAGUUACAGAAAAUCACAUUUAUAAUUUUCUGCGAGAUAGUCCUAGUGCAUUGCUGUCUUCCAACUCACUCCCUUCAAUUCUCAUUUUGACUUUGGUGCUUUAUCAAGUGUCACAGGAAUUUCCAUGCCUUUGAAGCAAUUACAUGAGUGGCUUGAAAAAGAUUGUUUUAAUUGCUAUCGGGUGCAAGAUUAUCUAUUCUCAUUCUGUGAACUGCUCUCAGAGGUGAAGCAGUGAGUGCAAGCAGCACUCCCCCAGCCCCCCACUUGUGAAACCAUGCACUUAGGAAGUACACAGGGCGAUUUAUUUCCUGUAAGGAACAGUCUGUCAUCUAUCUGCAAAUCGCCAUGUGGCAGCUACAGUCAGAAACUCAUGGUAUCGCCAUAGUGAUUGUUCAAAAGCCCUGUUCUCUGGCAGCAACUCUAUAGGGAAUGUCACAAGGUCAUUUGAAAAGGCUACAAAGCCUACUGGUUUUUGGAAGAUAAACUGUCACUCACAAAAAAAAUGUUUGUCUGCAAAUCCAAAUCUUUGACUUUCUCAUAUAGGUGCUAUUAUGGUUACUAUUUCAGCUCAAUGCAAGGUGUUGAUUUGAUUGAAAGUUUUCUGCUGAGUUUUCA
Molecule: messenger RNA, 5794 nt
Organism: Pristis pectinata (smalltooth sawfish)
Lineage: Eukaryota; Metazoa; Chordata; Chondrichthyes; Rhinopristiformes; Pristidae
Gene: shtn3
Product: shootin 3
Exons: 17
Coding region: 168-1925 (585 amino acids)
Source: RefSeq, a predicted model, not a curated record